This is a messenger RNA of Blastomyces dermatitidis ER-3, 1044 nucleotides long. Its product is annotated as phytanoyl-CoA dioxygenase. The record is from RefSeq and is a predicted model, not a curated record. The transcript has a single exon. Bases 1 to 1044 code for a protein of 347 amino acids. NCBI's taxonomy places the organism in Eukaryota, Fungi, Ascomycota, Eurotiomycetes, Onygenales, Ajellomycetaceae.
AUGAUCUCACCACCAAAUCCCACUCCUCAUCUCACAGCCCUCCAACGCGAUGGCUACGUCGUGAUCCCAAACCUUCUCUCACCCUCCCAACUAACCGCCCUACGCGCCGCCGCCUCACACGCCUCCGACCUCGGCCGUACGGGCAAAUGGCCACACAUCCGUACAGUCCCGAAGCAAUUCCCCCCAUGGCCCUCCACCCCGCCGCCGGCCUCAGAGGGCGGAAUCUGGGGCGUGCAGCACCUCAUGCACCCCGAAAUGCCGGGCCGCGACGAAUUCGCCAAGCUCUACUUCUCCCCGCGCGUGCUCGCGAUCGUCGAGGAACUCGUCGGCGUUCCCCCGCCGUCGUCAGCGAACAGCAGAGGCAGCGAUGAGAAGGAGCCGCUAACGAUGGAGCUCCUCAACCUGCUCGUGGCGCCCACGCACGUCCCCUUCGCCCUGCGCUGGCACCGCGACGACAUCCCCACCCCGCCGUCGCUGGGCCCGGAAGACGAGCUGGCGGCCCUGAAGCUGAAGUCCCCGCCCGGCCGCCCGCAGUCCCAUGCCCAGUACAAUAUCCCCCUGUACGACGAUGCGUCGCUGAUUGUUGUACCGGGUUCACAUCGGCGGGCGCGCACGCAGACAGAGCGCGAAGCGGAUCCGUACGAGGAUAAUCUUCCUGGCCAGUUGGUUGUGAAGCUGGCGGCGGGCGAUGCGGUGUUCUAUGAUAGCAAUAUUUGGCACAGAGGGGUAUAUGGGGCGAUGGAUCCGGAGGUUAAGGGCGAGGAUGGCCUGCCAAAGGGGUUGAGGUUGACGGUGCAUGGGAGUGUGGGGUUGGCGGUUGAUAAUGAUGGGGAUGUUGGAGGGGAAGCGGCGGAUAUGAAGACGCCCAAGGAAAAUGUUAGGGCUCAGGUUGUGUUGCAGCAUGGGGUUGGGUUUUGGAUUAAUAGGGAGGAUGCGGCUUUUAGCGGGCUAGAAGGGGAGGUGAAGGAGAGAGCGGAGAGGAUGCGGAAGAGGCUUAUUGAAAUGGGGAGUGGGGAGGGGGUUGGGUAUGCUCUUGAAGGGUAG